Molecule: messenger RNA, 475 nt
Organism: Exaiptasia diaphana
Lineage: Eukaryota; Metazoa; Cnidaria; Anthozoa; Actiniaria; Aiptasiidae
Product: cadherin EGF LAG seven-pass G-type receptor 1-like
Exons: 2
Biological process (GO): homophilic cell-cell adhesion
Cellular component (GO): catenin complex; membrane
Molecular function (GO): calcium ion binding; cadherin binding
Source: RefSeq, a predicted model, not a curated record
AUGUCAGGGAACACCAACACAGACUUCACAAUUGAUUCCAACGGGACAGUCAUAACUGCGCGUGCUCUUGACUACGAAACCACGCCCUCUUACACACUAACUGUUAAAUCACGUGAUUCGAGUAGCCCAAGUAAUUUACAAAGACAUGUGAACUUAGAAAUCAGCAUUGCUGUGACUCCAGUGAACGAACAUCCGCCUGUCUUUACGUCAUCAAGUUAUACACACAAUAUCCAAGAGGAUACAGUCAUAGGGACGUCUUUGAUUAGGGUCACAGCUACAGAUGAUGAUAAUGGUCCACAAGGGGAAGUCUCAUACUCUUUGUCAUCCUCGUCAUUCUACAUCGAUGCAACCAAUGGAAUUAUUCGCCUUAAAGCUGCUCUUGAYCGAGAAUCUACUUCAUCAUACUCGCUAAUGGUUACGGCGCAUGACAAUGAUCCUGUUACCUCUGACCGGAAGUCAGCGAAUGUCACAGUUA